Molecule: messenger RNA, 1572 nt
Organism: Thunnus maccoyii (southern bluefin tuna)
Lineage: Eukaryota; Metazoa; Chordata; Actinopteri; Scombriformes; Scombridae
Gene: pax1b
Product: paired box 1b
Exons: 4
Coding region: 90-1121 (343 amino acids)
Biological process (GO): regulation of transcription by RNA polymerase II; anatomical structure development
Molecular function (GO): DNA-binding transcription factor activity, RNA polymerase II-specific; RNA polymerase II cis-regulatory region sequence-specific DNA binding
Source: RefSeq, a predicted model, not a curated record
UUAGAAGUCCUUUUUGACUUCUUAAAGAUCGAUAAUUGCACUAAAAUCAAAUAUAGGCCUAUGAAAAUCAGUAAGAAGCUGGUUGAUAAAUGACUCCCGUGUGUGCAGAGCAGAGCUACGGGGAGGUGAACCAGCUCGGCGGGGUGUUUGUGAACGGCCGGCCGCUGCCCGCCCCGCUGCGGCUGCGGAUCGUGGAGCUAGCGCAGCUCGGCAUGCGGCCCUGCGACAUCAGCCGACAGCUGCGCGUCUCUCAUGGCUGCGUGUCCAAGAUUCUGGCCCGCUACAACGAGACGGGCUCCAUCCUGCCAGGAGCCAUCGGUGGCAGCAAGCCGCGCGUCACCACCCCCGCCGUGGUCAGAAGCAUCCAGGAAUACAAGCAAGGGGACCCGGGUAUUUUCGCCUGGGAGAUCCGGGACCGGCUGCUGACGGACGGGGUGUGUGACAAGUACAACGUGCCGUCCGUCAGCUCCAUCAGCCGGAUCCUCAGGAAUAAGAUCGGGACUGUUUCUCAGCCGGGUCAACAUGAGAGCAGCAAGCCGGCUCCGGCUCAGCUGCCCCCAUACGGACACGUCUACCCCUACUCCCCCACCGGGACCAGGACCGGAUCCGUACCCACCGGGCACGUCGGUCUGCCGCGGAGCUGGCACAACAUCCUGGGCAUCCGAGCCUUCAUGGAUCCGGCAGCUCUGUCUGGAUCUGAUGGACAUUCAGCUAAAGUGGACGACUGGACCAGUAUGAGCGGCAGACCGUUUCCCUCCGGAGUCAAUGGAGUGGACAAAACCAACAACGAGCCAGACCUCAAAUACCCACAACAGUCUUCAUCCAGUCUGUCUGGUUACGUCUCAGCUUGCGCGUAUUCUCCGCCGAACCAGUACGGUGUGUAUGGAGGUCCGGCAGCCAACUACAUGAUCCCUGGACACCACUGGCAGCAUCAGUCCUCCAGUAUGAAUCCCAGUUUGACUCCCAGUCUGGUUCAUCCUGGCCCUGCACCACCACUGGAGGCUGCAGAUUUCCACAAUGCUACAUCUUUCAAACUUUCACAGAGAGAAGAAGACAGGAAAAGUCAAAGUCUCCUGAACAAACACCAUCAUGCAGCUCACAGAUUGUCUACAGCCUCGUGAUGACACAGAGGAGCCACAGAUGACGUGAUGUGAUGCUGAAAGACUAUCAGGUUUUUAUUUCUGAGGAGAGUCGAGACAAAGUGACUUUUACUGCUCCAAACUGGAGCUUAAGACCUGAGGGAAACUCAGUCUCAAUCUCCUAUGAUCUGCCCCUUCCAGGACUUUAUUUAGUGAUUUACAACAUUUUGCAGAAUGAGCAGCAUGCAGAGAAGAGGUGAAGGAAAAAUAUACCAAAUACAUCCAGAAAUUGUAAUUUUUUCCCCUUUAAAAACAAAACUGACUGUUUUUUCACCCUGAACUUGUGUUUCAACAACCUCCAACUUUUUCUGCAUUUUUAUCAUGAAAGGGAACAUAUCAAUUGCAUUGGAAUUGUAUCAUCUUGUAAAAUAUACUGGCAAAGCUGUAUAUUUUUCUAUAAAUGUGCUUAAUAAAGACAUGCAAUAGAAAAUGU